UGAAUGCCGGCGGAUAUAGUUAGACUCGGAUUCACCAGUCAGAGUAGCCUAUAUAAACUCCUCAGAAUAACUAGUUAAUCAUUCUGAUCAAGACUGGGUGAACUGAAGAGAAGCAGACAUGAACACAAGGUGGAUUAUACUCUUCCUCUCCCUCAUUUAUCUGCUGCUUCUGAAUAAUCAAGCAGAGGCCUUCGGCGGGCCGAAACUAGUGGCUAAACGGCGUUUUUCCCUUGAAAGAGUCGUCCAGGUAUUUGGCUGUUACUGAGGUCAGAGAGUUUGACUGUUGUGAAAGUUUGUGAAAGCAAAGUUGUCAUUUUUUCUCUUGCAGCACCAAGAUCCAGGACAGGAAACUACGAAGCCACUGGAUUAUGAAGGGUCCAUUCCCGUCGAAAGAGAAGUUCGUCAAAAAGAGGUCAGUUGGUGUUUUAAUUAUGAUGACAUUUGAAAACCAUGAGAGAGCUUACUUAGCAGUAAACGGGAAGCAUUCUGCUAUUUAAAUCAAGUAAAAUAUAUAAUUUGAAUUGUAUUGUGCUAAGGAAAACAUUUCAAAAGUGAGAUUUAUUCGUCUUGGAAUCUGCAAACCGUCAGUGUAUGAUUCAAUGUGAUCAAAAAUUUAAUUGCAGAGCGGGGAAACAACUUGAUCCAUCAUAAGUUUUAUUUCUGGUGAUCAGUUGAUUUUUCACUGACGAACUAUAACUAUUUUUAUCUCUUUGAUAGAAAGACGACCCGAAUCUGGAGGCUAACGAGUGGAUGUACUGAGAUGGAACGCCUACUGGCUUGGCUUGUGGAUAAACAGUU
This is a messenger RNA of Pocillopora meandrina, 798 nucleotides long. NCBI's taxonomy places the organism in Eukaryota, Metazoa, Cnidaria, Anthozoa, Scleractinia, Pocilloporidae. The record is from the annotation of a GenBank genome assembly.